AUGAAGGGCAGUGCCAGGCGAAAGCUGGACCAGCUAAACUUCAUGGAGCAGGUGCGCGAGUGCAGGGACAAUGGCUACCUGCUGUCUUCCAGGAAGAUGGGCUCUGGGGCCUUCUCCAAAGUCUACCUGGCCUACGCCACACACGAGCGCCUGCGGCACAACCCCAAGCUGGCCUCCGACCUGCGGGGCAAGCGCCAUGUUAUGGUGGCUAUCAAGAUUAUCUCCACUGCCGAGGCCCCCGUGGAAUUCUCCCAAAAGUUCCUGCCCCGUGAAAUAUCAUCACUCAACACCACCUACAAGCACCUGAAUGUGGUGCAACUCUAUGAGACCUACCAGAACAGCCGGCGCUCCUACUUGGUGCUGGAGUUGGCAGCCCGCGGUGACCUGCUGGAACACAUCAACUCGGUGUCUGACCACCGCUGCCGCCCGGGGCUGGAAGAGGACGAGGCCCGCGGGCUGUUCUGGCAGCUGGUCAGCACUGUGGCCCACUGCCACAGCUCUGGCAUCGUGCACCGGGAUCUAAAGUGUGAGAAUAUCCUGCUGGAUGACCAAGGCCUCCUAAAGCUGAGCGACUUUGGCUUCGCCAACCGGUCAGGCCUCAAGAACUCGCUGCUGAGCACCUUCUGCGGCUCCGUGGCCUACACAGCCCCUGAGAUCCUCAUGAGCAAGAUGUACAACGGGGAGCAGGCCGACCUGUGGAGCCUGGGCAUCAUCCUUUACACCAAGGUCACUGGGAAGCUGCCCUUCAAGGAGCGCCAGCUCCACCGCAUGCUGCACCUGAUGCACCAGGGCCCCACCUUCAGGCCAGGCAUGUCCCCAGAAUGCCAGGACCUGAUCCGGGGUUUGCUGCAGCUACGCCCGCGGGCACGCCUGGACCUGCAGCAGGUGGCUGCUCACUGCUGGAUGCUGCCCAUCGCGCACGCACUCUUCCUUACCAUGCUCAGCUCAUCACCAGGUGUGGUGGGCCCCCCACUGCCCCUCCUGACCUGCCAUGGCUGUUGGUUGCAGAGAAACCAGCCAAGUCCCAGCUGCCAGCAGCCCUUGACCACAUGGAGCCUGGCAGAGACUCACAGCCUCCGAGGCUGCUCCAGCAACUCCAGCGUCCCCAGCACAGGGGACCUCACCACGCGAGUGCUUCUGGCCCAAUGCCCGAGCGCCCAGACGCAGUCUCAAGAAGAGGUGCAGUCUGCCCAGCUGGGGCUCCAGAGUACGGUGGCAGCCAGUGUGGGGGUGGGUGCCUCCUGGUAG
This is a messenger RNA of Nyctereutes procyonoides (raccoon dog), 1248 nucleotides long. RefSeq names its product testis-specific serine/threonine-protein kinase 5-like. The transcript has 7 exons. Gene Ontology annotation, cellular component: cytoplasm. NCBI's taxonomy places the organism in Eukaryota, Metazoa, Chordata, Mammalia, Carnivora, Canidae. Gene Ontology annotation, biological process: microtubule cytoskeleton organization; protein phosphorylation; intracellular signal transduction. The record is from RefSeq and is a predicted model, not a curated record. Bases 1 to 1248 code for a protein of 415 amino acids. Gene Ontology annotation, molecular function: ATP binding; tau-protein kinase activity; protein serine/threonine kinase activity.